Messenger RNA from Coniophora puteana RWD-64-598 SS2, 594 nucleotides. RefSeq lists its product as uncharacterized. Bases 1 to 594 code for a protein of 197 amino acids. NCBI's taxonomy places the organism in Eukaryota, Fungi, Basidiomycota, Agaricomycetes, Boletales, Coniophoraceae. The transcript is spliced from 2 exons. The record is from RefSeq and is a predicted model, not a curated record.
AUGGCACAAGACGGACCUCAGCCAGGUUGGAAGGGUCUCCUUGGUGCUGAGGCGACAAAGUUUGUAGGCCAGGAGACGCAUGAUAUACAUUUGACCGAUUUCUUCGGAGAGGAUGGCCGCAACAGGGUUCGACAGGCUGGGCAUUGUAUCGCACCCUUCGUGACGACCCUGAUCUGGCAGGAGACGCCUCCGCCUGCCACCCCCGACAUGUCCAAUGUUUGGACUCCGACAAACGAGCCUUCCGGCGACUUUACGCUCACAAUCCAAGGUAUGAACCUGCCAAUCCAAAACUUAAAUCCCCCUACAAUCCAGGUUAAUCAACCCGCCUGGCUGCAUAUGGGGGCUCAGAUGCCCGGAAUUGUGAACGUUGGUGGAGUUGCGCAAACUGGAUAUCUUCUUCCUUGGUUCACCAAAAUCAGAGUGGAUUAUCACCCUGAGGGCCAAGCCAGAAACCUACAUUACUACAAGCACGAGGCUCGUACAAGCCAUAUGCAACCUCCGCGGUAUAAGAUCGUCAAUCCGGUGCAUCGAGAGAUCGAGGCCUUAGAGUACGGGACUCAUGUUCAGGCUUAUCGGAGGGCAAUCCGCCGUUAG